ACAAGCGCUAAAACAAGGGUUUAUUAGAAUACAUUUGCUUCAUGUCUUUCCUGUGCAGGCCAGUUUGUGUCCAGCCAAAGCAUACUACAUCGCUGUAUAUCUCUGUAUAUUCUCUCAUAUAUUGUGUGUAAUGAAGGGAUUACAAGAACCAUUAUCUUUUAAACAAUAGAUUUUCUGAAAGAAAGUUUUGUCAAAGCCUUCAUUAGCCAAGGCCUCCCUCUGUGGUCUGAAUACAGGCCACAUUUUGCAGCAAUUACUUGACCAGAAAACAACUGCCAAUCAUUCUUAAAGGGGAAGGAUUCCAAUUAAUAAACCUCUUAAAUACUUUGGUUUCCCUCAGUAUCUAGUGAACAGUCAAACAGACAGUGGCUAUAGCCAGAGGGGAGGAACUCCAUUGAGUGUUCCUACUUAGUAGUUAUCGUUGAAGACUUUGAAGGACUUUAUCCGGGGAGGUUGGGAGGAGCAGGUGCACAGCUAACGGAACUCCCAUCCGCUGUCAUUUGCAACUUGUCGGACAGAGGAGCCACAACUCACGGCUCAGCAUUGUAAGAGGAUGUGUGUAGUAUAACUAAGCUACCUGUAUAGAGACUGACAGGAAAUCCAAGGACGCAAUUCUGCUCUGGCUUUCUCUCUCUUGAUAUAAUCCCUAUGUGACAAAUGACAACCUGUAGUGCUGUCUGUCACGUGUCCAACUAUAUCUGAGGGUGGCCCCUCAGCAGUAGGAAGAGGUCCUCUGGAUACAUUUGUCGAUGGAUACCUUGGGAAUGGUGGGCGACGGCUGCCUGUCACCAGACAACUACCAUGACAUGCUGAAGGGAGGGGGGUCUAGCGGAGGAGGCCGGGUCCACAGCAUCGACGUGAUCUUGGGCUUCAGUAAGGACCAGGACCCUCUGCUGACCCCUGUGGGGGACGUGGGGGUCCAUAAUGUGGCCACUGAAGGCCUGGAGGACCACCAGGGGAAGCAGGUCAAGUCAGACCCCUACGGACAGCUGGCCAGCCUGGGGGACAGCAACAGCACUCAAUUUCACGAGUCAGGCCUUUUCUCCAGUGAUAAGUGUGAUGGGGACCUGGGGGACCUCCAGAAGGGGUUGGACAGCGACAGGGGGAAGUCACCUGAGCCACCAGAGGAAGACCACCCCAGGAAGAAGCACCGGCGUAACCGCACCACCUUCACCACCUACCAACUCCAUGAGCUGGAGCGGGCCUUUGAGAAGUCCCACUACCCUGACGUCUACAGCAGAGAAGAGCUGGCCAUGAAGGUUAACCUCCCAGAGGUUCGCGUACAGGUGUGGUUCCAGAACCGUCGGGCUAAGUGGAGACGUCAGGAGAAGAUGGACUCCAGCUCCUUGAAGCUCCACGACUCCCCCAUGCUGUCCUUCAACCGGUCGCCCAUGCCCUCCAACAUGGGGCCCAUGUCCAACCCAUUACCCCUGGAUCCCUGGCUGGCCUCGCCCAUGUCCAGUGCCACCCCCAUGCAUACUAUCCCUGGCUACAGGGCCCCAGGGCAGGGCCCUCAUCUUCAGCCUGCCUACCCCAGCCACUCCCACAGCUUCCUCAACAGCCCCCCAGUACAUGGUGUGGUGCACCAGGGGAUGGUGCAAGGAAUGCAAGGGAGGCAAAGCAUGCAGUCAAUGGCUCCGCCUCCCUACCAGUGUCACCCUAGCUUCAAUGAUAACUACCCUAUGCAUGAGGAAGUGGAACGUAGCUCCAGCAUCGCAGCGCUGAGGAUGAAGGCUAAGGAGCACCUUCAUUCCUUGGAUAAAACCUGGCAGCACAUGUGAUCCAUUGGAGAGGAGAUGUUCUGUAUGAAGGCUGUCAACACGUGAUUGUAAUCACAAAAACAAAGACGUUCUGUAUAAAGGAUGGUCAACUUCAACACGUAUGAUUGUAAUCACAAAAACAACGACGUUCUGUAUAAAGAUGGUCUCUAUUUUCCUGGAUAUCAAUUGAAUAGGGGGGCACACAUCCUGAUGGAGAGGAUAUGUGGCACCUUGUCAACUUGUUGAGUGACUUGUGAAAACAGAACUGAUGAUCAAUUUAUCAUCAAGCUUUGAUGAUCGAUUUAUACUCCGGAUUCAGUUGAACUCGCACUAUAGUGGUCUUGCGAUGGCGGGCUGGAUUGUUGACCAAUAUGCCCCCCUAUCCGUGGAAAGGGACAGGAGAGACAUCUAAUACUGCGGAAUUCCAUAUUAGGGCCAGGAGUUUUCCUGACCAUGUGAGCUGACUACAAUAAGAAAUUCUCCUGGCCUAGAUGAGGCAAUAUUAUGACCUGACCAGAGAAAUCUCCUGGCCUAGACGAGGCAAUAUUAUGUAUGACCUGACCAGAGAAAUCUCCUGGCCUACAUGAGGCAGUAUGAGCUGAGACAGUGACUCCUAAAAUGUUCUCAGAAGACUCAGUCCUGGCGGAUCGAGGUUGAGUUGAGAAAAUCCUCUAUCUUGGGUAAUCUGUCACGCCUGCUAAUUUGGUCGGACAACCGUACCACUUAACACCUAAUUAACAGUUUUUAAAGCGAUUAACCUCAGGUUAACAAUUGAUGGACAGCUGCCCUCAGAGUCUCCCUGAAACCCCUUAGAUCCUAUUCAAGGCCUGAUAGUCAGUCACAUCCUUUCCUCCUUUUCUUUCCUAAUUUCCUUUCCUCCUUCUCUAUUCCUCUCCCAUUGUUUUACAGAGAUGCUGCUAGAUUGUUAGUUUCUGUUCAUACACACACCACACUAGGAUUUAUACAUUAGAGUGUCUGACAGACUACUACAUGUGUGGUGGUGUACAGCGUUGUGGUUAAUUCCAUUUCAAUUCAGUCAAAUCCUAAUUUCCCGAAAUUCCAAAGCAUUGAGGAAAAUUUGAAUUGAAAUUUGAGUUUACUUCCUAAAUUCUCAAAAUGCAACCCAACCCUGUGCACUACCACACAUGUGAUAGUCUGUCAUAAAUCCUUCUAACACAUCCUAUUAGUUAGUGCUGCUUCUUGAUGUAUUGUUGACAACAGGGGAGGCAGGCAGUCUCUUCAUCAUAGUGCUGUUCUGUUUUUACAUGGCUUAAAGCGGUCAGCAGUACAAUAACCAAGCGUUUUCCCCGCCCCUGUUUCAGAGGAAUGGGGCUGGAGUACUGUAACCACUCUCAAGUUCAUGGACAGAGCUAUGGAUGCAAGUUUUCACCAUGUUUUGAGGCUAUAUAGUGUUUGUUUACAUUGACUUUGUUUACAAACGUUGGCGUAAAACAGUCUUAUAUUUUGGGUUCUCACGAGGUACGGCAGUUGAAAUAAGCUCAUUAGGAAUAAGAGAUAUAUUUUUUGGAAGAAUCAAUGGGUACAUAUCAUUAAUGUAUAAGUCCAAAAAUGGAUGUAGCAACUGCUGAUUGCCCCUUUAAGUGGCAGCAGUUACUAUAGGGCACAGGAAGUACAAGAGGGUGUUCUUUCUAUGCAUUAUGGUUAUUCGGAAAUGAGGGGUCACAUACUGAGUGCGUGUGUGUGUGUGUGUGUGCGUGUGUGCAUGUGUGUGUGUGUGUGUGUGUGUGUGUGUGCGUGUGUGCGUGUGUGCGUGUGUGCGUGUGUGCGUGUGUGCGUGUGUGCGUGUGUGUGUGUGUGUGUGUGUAGCCCCAGAAUGAGAGCUGCCUGCCUGUCUGAUGUAACACUUCAGUGGGUUGACUGAUUCAUUGUUCAGGACUAUUGAUUCUCCUCUUGGUCUGAAGCUCCUGGAACCAAACGGUUUAGAGGCUGGACUAACUAAUGGUCAUUAAAUCCACCAGAACAGGGUUGGGGUCAAUUCAAAUAAUAAUAAAACAAACUUUUAAAAGUUUUGAUACACAUACACACAGCUUCUACUUUUCAGUCUAUUGAGAAGUCACUGAAAAUAUAUGCCCUUUGCUCAGUUUACUUCUUGUUUGACUGCCUUCAACACUGCACCUGAAAUCCUGAGGAAAGCACCUUGCUGUUGAAUCAUUGGUUAACUAGUAUUAAAUGUUUUACAUUUUAGCCAUAGAGUGUAGUUACCUUAUUUUUCUCGUAAAACCCACCAAACCCCGGGCCCUCUUGUGGAGUUACAUCUGGAAAUAUAUCAAAAAUACGGAGAUCAACAUUAUGAUUUUAUAUUUUUUUAAAUAAAACAUUCAUGGGAUACUUCUUGAUACAUUCCUACACACAGAAGUGCAUUUUGAAUUUUUGUGGGAUAUAGUAGUUAGUAAAAGCCAAAGAAUAUUUUUUUUUUAAACAUUUUUUACUGGACCCCCCCCCUAAAUCUAUUAAGUAUUUGUAAAACAUUGUCUAAUAUACACUGCGUGUACAAAUCAUUAAGAACACCUUCAUAAUAUUGAGAUGCACCCCCACCUACAAGGUGUUGAAAGCGUUCCACAGGGAUUCUGGCCCAUGUUGACUCCAAUGCUUUCCACAGUUGUCUCAAGUUGGC
Messenger RNA from Oncorhynchus mykiss (rainbow trout), 4395 nucleotides. RefSeq names its product retinal homeobox protein Rx1-like. Gene Ontology annotation, biological process: positive regulation of transcription by RNA polymerase II. Gene Ontology annotation, molecular function: DNA-binding transcription factor activity, RNA polymerase II-specific; RNA polymerase II cis-regulatory region sequence-specific DNA binding. Lineage: Eukaryota; Metazoa; Chordata; Actinopteri; Salmoniformes; Salmonidae. The record is from RefSeq and is a predicted model, not a curated record.